Juglans regia (Persian walnut) is the source of this 792-nucleotide messenger RNA. RefSeq lists its product as uncharacterized. Bases 36 to 557 code for a protein of 173 amino acids. The record is from RefSeq and is a predicted model, not a curated record. The transcript has a single exon. Lineage: Eukaryota; Viridiplantae; Streptophyta; Magnoliopsida; Fagales; Juglandaceae.
UGGCUAGCGUACUUUUUCAAGGACAAAAAAUACCCAUGCUUUAUAUGAUUCGCCUACAACCCAGCUUUUUCAUCACUGAAGCUAGAUCUGCACAAUUCACACCCACAAGAAAGAUGGAAGCUCUCCUCUACCAAUUCACCCUCCUCUCAGAUCUAGCCUUGCAAGACAAGAGCUUUGAUCCAUCCAACAUUGAAGACCUCAUGAAGCUCUUCGAGAUCGAAGCAUACAAGUCAUGGGCAGCCAUGGAGCAAGAACAGCGAAAGGAAGUUGAAGAGGCCGAGACCGAGUUGCAACAAGCCGAGGACUACCUUGACUCGGUUUUGGAGAGCGCCAUGGACGAGUUUAGACGCUUCGAGGCGGAACUCGAAAACAGGUCAAAGGCUGAGCUGAAAAGCUUGGUGGAAACUGGCGAGAAUGCGAGAAAGAUGGGGAACUUGAUGGAAAAGGCUGCAACUGUUGCUUCCAAAAGGUAUAUGGAGGCCGCACUGAAUUCUGCAACUGCUUCCAUGAAAUCAGCUUGGAAGGGACUUUCAUCCAAAAAGGUUCAUCCUUCUUAAAAAGGGAAAAAAAUUGCCUUCAACAUCAUCAUAAAGAUAAGAUCAAAAUGGGAUAUUUCUCUUUCUAUUUCCUUGUUCUGUUUUGAGCUAUAAUAUUUAGUGACAUGGGAAAAACUAAUGCCAUGAGAUUCUGAAAAUUUGGGAUACCAACAAUUAAGGCAACUUAAAAAAUGAUACCAUGUUGAAUGCUAAGUUUCGAAAUUUCUGCCAAACAGAUAUGUAAGUUUCGCCAUUA